UCGACAGGUGCAACCCCUAAAGCGGCGUCGGCGACAUCAGACCGCAUGGCUAAGCCAGCGGCCUCUGAGGUGCGCCAUUCUGGCACUAAAGUAGCGAUGGGCAGUAGCCAUCCCCAGAAGCACAUUAGUGCAUCAGAAAGGUACUAUCGUACCAGACGGUCAGCCCUCAGAAUCCUGGAGAGACUGAGGGAUAAGAAGCCAGAAGAACUGACCGCAGAAGAGCUGGACUCAAGAAAUUGGGCCGAAAAGUUUAUGGCUGAACACCAGGCGAAAGCCAAACAAGAGUCUGCUCAAGGCAAGCGGAAGUCCUCUAGGGAGCUAAGCUCGGAACCCAAGAGAACAAGGGUAUCCGCCUUUUUAACAGCGGACGAGCUGCAGAAAAGAUCCUUCGCGGACGCGGCGAAGGACACAUUUACCAGGGCUGUGAUAGACCGCAGCUCACUUGAUGGUGCAAUAUCACCACAAAACUGGGACCUGGUCAACAGGCGACUCUGGGCCGUCUAUAAGGAGGUUCUAGCGGAAAACCCAGGACCACCCCCCAGUUGUGCGGACGCCGGUUGGUUCCAAAACCGCGUCAAAUUAACAAGGUGCGCGGACCAGAGAUCCGUCGACCUAUACACCCUGGCCAUCAGUCGCGUAGGCGAGGUCUGGCCGGGUGCACGCCUUGAGGCGAUAAAGCGGGAAGACAUUCCCAAUCGGCCCAGAUCCAGGGCCUGGAUUCCAGACUUCCACACCGACCCACAGGAAGUGCUGGAAUGGAUACGUAUGGGCAACCCCGAGCUACCCACCCACGACUGGAAGGUAGCAAAGAUAGGCGAUAUCGAUGGCAAGCGAAGGUUAGCGGUAAUAGUCCUCAACGAGGAAUCAGUAGAACCGCUAGCCAACCAAAACUGGAGGAUAAACUAUGGCUUCCAAGCCUUGAACCUCCAUGUUUAUCGGCAGGACGUGUCAGGGAAACAACACCCUACCGACGAAGCGAGCGCAGUGGAAAGUGCUACUGACGACGAAGUGGCAUCCACCUCCGGAAUGGUCGGCGAACUCUUCGAGAGGGUGACUCUAGAAGAGGGGGCGGGGGACCACUCCGACUUUUCCGACACCAUGGUGGAAGGAGAAGGGGAGGAUAUCCUCCCCCUUUCUGACGAAGAGGACGUCAACCGGACUGUGGUUGGCUGUCCAGCAGCAGCACGCGAAACUGAUGGUGGGGAUAGUUCAGAUUAAUCUCCACCACUGCAAGGCGGCCUCAGCCGCACUUCUCCUCCGUCUCGCCGAAAGAGAAGAGGAGAUCGCACUCAUCCAGGAGCCUUGGGUCAUAAAAGAUCGGGUUUGUGGAUUGAAUAUGAAGGGAUACAAGCUGUUCUAUGUAACUGACAAAGUUUAGCGAUGCGGACAACGUCAUCAUUGCAGUGGAAUCAGGCGGAAUGUCUAUUUGGCUGGCUUCCACAUAUAUGGCCCACGACGCGGACACAUUACCUCCACCACAAUCCUUAAGGAGCGCGGUAAUGGAGGCCUCUAGACGCGGCACUCCGAUGGUCAUAGGAGCGGACGCGAAUGCCCAUCAUCACAUAUGGGGCAGCUCAGAUACAAAUGAACGCGGUGAGUCGAUAUUCGAAUUCAUUAUGUGCAAUAACUUACAGGUUAGCAACGUAGGUGAUACCCCUACCUUUGUGACGUCUGUUAGAAGGGAGGUCCUUGACAUUACAUGUGUCAAUGAGCA
Messenger RNA from Rhagoletis pomonella (apple maggot), 1714 nucleotides. RefSeq lists its product as uncharacterized. The record is from RefSeq and is a predicted model, not a curated record. The transcript is spliced from 2 exons. NCBI's taxonomy places the organism in Eukaryota, Metazoa, Arthropoda, Insecta, Diptera, Tephritidae. Bases 46 to 1218 code for a protein of 390 amino acids.